AUGGGCUGGCUCUGGGCUUCACCAUCUCCCCCCAAGACUCCCGCCCCGGGACAAGCUUCACAGGCUCCCGCGCCGACCCCGCCAUCCUCGACUAAGACGACUGACUCCGAGAUCGAUCCCGAGAUUGCAAAGUUCCUCGCCCUUUUCCAGAACGAAUCGGGCAAUCAGCCAGAAGAAAAGGCGUCAGCGCCAGCACAAUCAUCCUCCCCACCGUCCAAGUCAUCAUCGUCUUCAUCAUGGUUCUCCCUCAAAUCUUCACCCGAUUCCCCCUCUCAAACCAGCAACCGUGCAAUCACGCCACCCUCCGACAAUCCCGUGGCUGAGUCCACCCUUCCGACAGAGAUGUCUUGCCGCCAGGCGUUUGACAUGGCCUUUCACUGCCAGUCUGUCGGCGGCCAGUGGAACAGCAUUUACCGAUACGGCACGAUGCGCUCUUGCAGCGAACACUGGGAGGACUUUUGGUUCUGCAUGAGGAUCAAGAGUUACUCGGGGAAGAUGAAGGAGGAUGCCAUAAGAGACCAUUAUCGUCAGAAGGAGUUUGAAAAGUAUGGAAAUGGCAAGCCAAGUAGUGAGGACGUCUGGCAGGCAAGGACCACCAAGGUCCCACCGGGCAUGGCAUUUACGGAGAGUUUGGAGGAACCCACAAUUAAUGACGAGGAGUGGCAGAGGAUGGAGAUUGAGAGGCGGAAGCAGAUUAGGCAGGGGCUCGGCAUCGAACCAGCAGCAUGA
Molecule: messenger RNA, 729 nt
Organism: Colletotrichum paranaense
Lineage: Eukaryota; Fungi; Ascomycota; Sordariomycetes; Glomerellales; Glomerellaceae
Exons: 1
Coding region: 1-729 (242 amino acids)
Source: RefSeq, a predicted model, not a curated record